Molecule: messenger RNA, 3773 nt
Organism: Haliotis rubra (blacklip abalone)
Lineage: Eukaryota; Metazoa; Mollusca; Gastropoda; Lepetellida; Haliotidae
Product: protein O-mannosyl-transferase TMTC4-like
Exons: 20
Coding region: 439-2838 (799 amino acids)
Biological process (GO): protein O-linked glycosylation via mannose; endoplasmic reticulum unfolded protein response
Cellular component (GO): endoplasmic reticulum
Molecular function (GO): mannosyltransferase activity; protein binding
Source: RefSeq, a predicted model, not a curated record
GACUGUCUGCUAACACAUGUACACGAUGUCUCGUUGGCUGCGAUUAGACGACGGACAAACUUAAGAAUUCUUUGCUUCGAGGCAAAGGUUUAUUUGUGAUAGUGCACUGGCUGUUGUCAAAAUGUACAUCAGGGGAGAAGUCUGUGAAACAAUCUGUAUGGCCCAAACUUGAUAUCUCUAUGUGAACGCGAAGAACUUCAGUCGGAGGCCAUACAGAAUUUACCACAAAGUGUCAGUGGCUACCACCAGUUGGCGUAACAACAACAGAAGCAGUGUAAUGAUGUGUCAGACAGGAGAGAUAUGGAUGUGAGCAAGAAAGUUGAUAGUUUACAUCGCAUCGGUUGUUUUCUAACCACACAGACACGGAUACUUGGAGGACAACCUCUUCCACUGAGGAGUGUGCCAUUACAUUAGGGCUACGAGAAGGCGACACUAAUCAUGCAAGGAGUUGCAGCAAAACGAGGAAAGAGGAAAACCAACGAAAACUGUCACCAGUCAGAGUGGGACGAUGUUCUGCCUGUACCCAAACUCAGCUUCUCUGUGGCAUCUGUCCUCGUCUUCUGUCUGGCGGUGCUGUGUUUCGCGAACAGCUAUGACGGGGAGUUUGUGUUUGAUGACUUAUGGGCCAUCACCAACAAUAAGGAUAUAUUACCCGAAACACCACUCACAGCGAUAUUUUCACACGAUUUCUGGGGACAGUUGUUGGAUGAAAAGAGUCACAAGUCAUACAGGCCAAUUACUGUGAUGACUUACAGGUGGAACUACGCAUGGGCAGGAGGACUUCAUCCUCGGGGCUUCCACGUUGUCAACAUCGUCCUGCACGGCUUGGUGUCGAUCAUCUUCCUGGCAGUAUUCUCUGUCCUCAUGUCUGGUUACCAGGUGGACCAGGAAUCUGCCAGGCCGGUGUUUGCCUCACCUCGAGCUGCUCUCCUGUGUGCUGUGUUGUUUGCUGUGCAUCCAAUCCACACUGAGAGUGUUGCUGGUGUCGUAGGUCGGGCUGACCUGCUGUGUGCCUUGACCUUCCUUCUAUCAUUCCUCCUGUAUGCCAGAGCAUGUUCCUCGUCUUCAUGCUUGGUCAGCUACCGUCCCGAGUCCUUCCUUCAUGCCAUGUCAGCUACCGCCCCGACUUCAUGCCAUGUCAGCUACCGCCCCGAGUCCUUCUCCCUGAUGUCUAUACUGGCCACUUCAUGCCAUGUCAGCUACCGCCCCGAGUCCUUCUCCCUGGUGUCUAUACUGGCCAGUAUGUGUCUGUGUGUCGUGUCCACCUUCUGUAAGGAGCAGGGCAUCACUGUCAUAGGCAUCUGCAGUGUGUUCGACGUCAUCGUUGUAUGUAGGGUCGAUCCUUUCAAGUGGUUGUCAUACAGGAAUCACGCAUUCAACAAACAGUUUUUCAAGGAACGAUUGUCGCCAUGGAUGAGGAGUCUGAUGAAGCGUCACCUCAUCCUGUUUCUGACUGGUGCGUCUCUCCUCGUUACUCGAAUAUGGAUCAUGGGAUCUACAACACCAGUAUUCGGAGAUGGUGAUAAUCCGCACUCUUUAGUCAAUGGCAGCGUGUUGAGAGUGAUCAACUACAACUACCUAUAUGCAAUGCACGUUUGGCUGCUGUUAAACCCAUGGUGGCUGUGUUUUGAUUGGGCGAUGGGUUGUAUACCUGUCAUCACCUCAUUGGCUGAUCCAAGAAUACUGGCAGUCAUAGCUCUCUGGACUGCGUUUGGGGUGUUGAUAUUCCAUUGUUGUCAUGGUGAUUUCAACACUAUCCGCCGGAUCCUGAUAAUGUCACUCGCCAUGCUUGGUGUUCCCUUCCUGCCAGCCAGCAACCUGUUUUUCCGUGUGGGCUUCGUGAUCGCAGAGAGGAUUCUGUACCUGUCCUGUGCUGGCUUCUGUAUGUUGGUGGUGCUCGGGGCCAGACAGAUUUGCUUUCACUUCCACUCAACUUACAAACAGAGAGUUGCAGUUGGAUUGACGUUCCUCGUGGUUAUAUUUGCUCUUCGGUCAAUACAGAGAAACAACGAUUGGAAAACACGACUGUCCUUGUUCACAUCAGGUGAUAAAGUAUGCCCAAGGAAUGCAAAGAUUCAGUUUGGACUCGGCGGUUAUCAUGAGGAAAUCAACAAUACAGACUAUGCAAUAACGAAAUACAGACUUGCCAUCGAACUGAAUCCCCUUGAGGCCAAAGCCAUGCUCAACCUGGCCAUCAUCCUGAGACGACAAGGAGAUGUAUCUGAGGCCAAACAGCUGCUGGAGAAGUCUAUCAGUAUCAAUUCACGUCGUGCAGACACAUGGAUGAACCUGGCGGUGGUGCAAGCCGAGCUGAAUAUGACUGAUUUGUCCGAGGCCAGCUUUCUGGAAUCUAUUCGACAAAACGAUACCUGCUCAGACUGCUUCUUCAACCUAGGCAAUCUAUAUCGAGACACAGGGCGAUCUACAGAGGCACUCACUGCCUGGGAAAAUGCUACGCAUCUAUGGCCUUCCUACACAGCGGCCUGGAAGAACACCCUCCUGCUGCUGGCCGAUCUGAAGAAGUACGACAAAGCUAUUGAGGUUGGCAAGGAAGCACUGAAGGCACUGCCAAAGGAAACAGACCUGAUGUUUAAUCUGGCCAAUACUUACAUCAUGGUGGAUAAGUUCCAGGAAAGUGAGGACCUGUUCCUGGCUGGACUACAGAUAGACCCACACAGCGCCAAGUUCCAUCACAACCUAGGUGUGUUGUACCAUCGAUGGGGAAAGACUGAGAAAGCCGAGCCAGCUUUAACGCGGGCAGUGCAACUGAACCCAAAGGAUGCGACGUACCUUAAAAACCUUCAGCUGAUUCGAGAAAAAAUACGGGAAAAUGUGUAGCCCGGAUUGAACACGACUUUACCAACGCACACAUGGAAUAUGAGCAUCAGCUGUGUUCAUAACCAUGUCCCUUGCAAAUUUGAAAGGCAUUGUCAUGGUGUCAUUGAUCUUUUAAGGAGACGUGCGAGAUAGAGCGGUGAUGAAGUGUUGGCACAUAUGCAUAUCAACAAUUCAGUAUUCACGACAUGGAAGGGUUAUUGUUCUAGCAUGCCGCGUGGACAGAUGUGUUUCUUCCAAACCUGGCAUCGUCAUCGGGACGAACUAGGAUUCGAACACAGGCAUGCGAUUCUUGUGUUCCCAAGGUACGCAACUCUGCAUAACCAUAGCGGCGCCUUAGACGUAUCAGGAGAUUGUUAGGACAGGGAGAAAUAAAUAUGAAGAAAGUUGACGUAAAUAAUCCUCAUGCGUUAAGCGCGAGGAAUCUCCUUGCUUUAAGUAAGUGUGUAUGGGUCAUGCUAUUGGUAUCCAGUGAGCAAAUCUUGGUUUAUGCUUGGUAUGGCUUCAGAUGGCCUGGUAAUAAAUGAGACUAUUUCCUUUUACCACAUCGCCUGUGAAGAUGCAAGGACACAAUUUAUUAUCGCCUGAAUGUUACAAAACUUCUUGUUAACAGUGCCCUGAUUUAUUGAAUAAAGAUCCGGAACGGAUGCAUGUUAUACACUCUAAAAUGAGGUGGAUUUCGAUCAUUGCAAUGCAAAUUUUAAAAUAUUUGUGUAGCUAUUCCUAUUUAAAGUGAGUACAUAUCUAUAGUCUGGUUGUUCUCUGAUGGUUUUCGUCGGUUUUCGAUGCUUUUCUGUCGGUAUUGUACAAGGCACUCCUGUGUGUCACGCCAAGUACCCAUGUGUUGCUGGAAGCGUCCCAUGUGUUGCUGGAAGCGUCUGUUAGGUGUCAUCACCAUGACAUUCCACCAGGUUAUAACAGAUAAAGAAUUAAAUACA